GUAAAUCUACUAGAACAAUGCAAUUAUAUCUUAAAAAUAAACAUCAAAUUGAUUUAAAUGAAUUAAAAAAUAAAUCAACUAAAAAAAAGAAAUUUAUACAAGAAGAAUUUAUUAACAUAAUUACCGAUUGGAUAGUUGAUAAUGAUCAAUCAUUUAGAGUAAUUGAAAAACCUAGUUUUAAAAAAAUUAUUGAAUAUCUAAAUGAUGAUGCAAAACUUAUUUUAGCAAUUACUACUGAUAAUAUAGCUAAUAACAAUACAAUAUUUCAAUAUUUUGCCAAUCGUUGUGCUUAUGAUGGAAUUAAUUUUGAUAUAGAUAAUCAAAGA
Molecule: messenger RNA, 326 nt
Organism: Racocetra persica
Lineage: Eukaryota; Fungi; Glomeromycota; Glomeromycetes; Diversisporales; Gigasporaceae
Source: the annotation of a GenBank genome assembly